Messenger RNA from Scylla paramamosain (green mud crab), 5221 nucleotides. RefSeq names its product vitamin D3 receptor B-like. Lineage: Eukaryota; Metazoa; Arthropoda; Malacostraca; Decapoda; Portunidae. Gene Ontology annotation, biological process: negative regulation of transcription by RNA polymerase II; positive regulation of transcription by RNA polymerase II; cell differentiation. The record is from RefSeq and is a predicted model, not a curated record. The coding region runs from base 3708 to 5069 and encodes 453 amino acids. The transcript is spliced from 11 exons. Gene Ontology annotation, molecular function: RNA polymerase II cis-regulatory region sequence-specific DNA binding; zinc ion binding; nuclear receptor activity.
CAUCCAUUCUCUCUCUCUCUCUCUCUCUCUCUCUCUCUCUCUCUCUCUCUCUCUCUCUCUCUCUCUCUCUCUCUCAUCCUUGCCUGACUUCCCCUUCCACUCCCUUGUCCCUUAUCUCUGACGGAUAAGGGGGAGGGGAGGUAACGGGGAGGGAGGUUUGAGACAAGACGAAAGAGGAGGAGAAAGAGAGAAAAGGAAAAAAAGGCGGAGAAGGGACAUAACCAGGGAAGGGGAGUACAUUCGACAAGGAAGUAGAGGAAGGAUGAAGGAGAAGGAUGGAAGGAUGGGGAGAAAGUAGAAAGAAUAAAUAUGAGCAGCAAGGGUGAGGAGUGAGUGAGGAAUUAGAGGGAGAGAGCAAGUAUUAAGAAAUGAGUAUUCUCUUUUCCUAUCCUCUGCUUCUUUUCAUUUUUCCUCCAUCCAUUUCCUUCUUUUCGCAUUUAUGCUCCUAUCCAUUUUCAUACUCAAUCAGUCUUAUUCAGCUUCACAAUCCUCAGAUCUCUCUCUCUCUCUCUCUCUCUCUCUCUCUCUCUCUCUCUCUCUCUCUCUCUCUCUCUCUCUCUCUCUCUCUCUCUCUCUCUCUCUCUCAUCUGCCGACUCGACACAACUUUCCAGACAACUAUCCCCUCUUCUUCAAUGACAUUCAACUGUCCCCCUCUUCUACAAUUAAUAUCUUCGGUCCGGCCUUUACUUAUAAUCUAAACUGGAAAUUUCACAUCUCUAGUUAAAGCAGCUUCUAUGAAGUUAGGUGUUCUGUGUCGUUCCGCCGGUUUUUCUCACCCUACCCAGCUGCUAAUUCUGUACAGGGGCCUUAUAUAUCUAUGUAUGGAGUUAGCUUCACAUGUAAGGGGGACUGGUUUAACUCAUACCACUCUUUUAGACAGGUUGGAAUAAAAAGCUUUUUUGUCUUAUCAACUCCUGUCCUCUAACUGGCUGUCUUCAGCCUCUUUCUCAUUGCCGCAGUGUUGCAUCUCUUGCUAUCUUCUGCCGCAGUUUUCAUGCCAACUGGUCUUCUGAUCUUGCUAAUUGCAUGCCUCCCCUCCUCCCGCGGCUUCACUGCACAAGAUUUUCUUUCUCUAAUCCCUCAUUCUGUCCACCUCCCUAAUGCAAGAUUUAACCAGUAUUCUCAUUCAUUCAUCCCUUAAGUAAACUCCGGAACCCGUUGCCUGCUUCCGUAAUUCCACCUUCCUAUGGGUGUGUGUACAGGGAAAGCAGGUUUGCCAGCGCGGGCAGCCGGCGCCGACCCGCGCCAGAAAUUACACCAUAUAAACAAGUAUAAUUGUGCACAGAGGAAGCAGGUCCGAACAUGUCGGCGCCGGCAGCCUAAUUCAACCCGCUUUCCUAUUUGCUGGGAUCAUUCUUGCUUGCUUAACUUGUGCGGGUGGACUGCUGAGUGAGGAGCUCCUGACAGCCAAAAAUAUAUGAGACAACCAGUGUGGAAUAAACAGAAUAGGCACUAAGCUAACAGGAAUGUUGUGGAUAAGCUGUUGGCUGAAAUCAGAUCACUAAAAAGAUGGUAUUCUCUAAACUCUUCUCUUUAAAUUUAUUUCAUGUACUGCUCUUCUUUUCCUCGAGUUUUGAUGAACACUAUCGAGGAGCAUGAACUCAUCAUCAGGCGAUGAGCUCGACAUCUUAGUAUACCUCUGCUGGUGGAUUGCAAGUGAUCACAGAUACUGCCUCUGUCCGUGUCGCUCACUGCACGGCUCAGAAAUGGUUAUCCGUGUUCUCUGCGGACACCUUAUCACGUUGGCUACCGGUGCAUGCGCGUCGGCGCCGGUAACCCGCUUCCCCUGUGCACGCACCCUAUGACUUGAACUCUUUCAAGAGGGAGGUUUCAAGAUACUUAUCCUGUAAUUUUUGACUACCGCUUUGUACUCUUCAAGGACCGGCAUCUCAGUGGGCUUUUUUUUUUCUUUUGUGUGUGUUUGUGCCCCCUCCUACAUAAAAAAAAAAAAAAAAAGCUUGGGGCCAAAGUGGUUUGAGUGCCAAGUGACUCAAUACCAAACGUCUUGAGGCCUAUUUUGAUUCUGCCAUUUCUGUGUUGAUGAUCACCUGAUUGGAGGAUUAUAUGAUCUAAAUUAACCAUCCGCCUCGGUACAUUAUGACUAAACCUUUCUCUUUCGUUGUCUCAUAUUUUCCUCUUUCUUCUAUUUAUUUGCUAUAUUUUCCUUAGUUCUUUUUGUUUCUUAUCUUACUUUUCGCUCACCAGUUCAUUAUUCUUUCAUUAGUUGAUUCUCUCUCUCUCUCUCUCUCUCUCUCUCUCUCUCUCUCUCUCUCUCUCUCUCUCUCUCUCUCUCUCUCUCAGUGCAAUCAACAAACCACAUAACAAUAUCCUAAAAACCCAUUAAACAACAACAAUAAUAAGCAAACAGCCAACCAACUCAAAGCUAACCAUCCAAUCCUAAUUAAAGUCUGACAUCGUAACAUACUUUAGGAUGCAGUGCUUCAGAGGACACUAUUAAGUUCCUUUUUAUACCUGAGCGGGUCCUAAGCACUUCUCAGCGCGUCCCUCACCCCAGGCGGGCACGUGGACAAUAUCAGCAUGGAAUAUUCUGCUGGGGAGGCACGCGGGACUGCUAAUGAGCGUCUGCCUUUAAACUGCAUCCCUAAACAUCUCUGUUCCCUCUUUUCAGACUAAUGGAAGUUACGAAGGGUUUUCUGUGGUGUUUUCGUGAUUUUGGUGAUAGUUUAGUAAUUCUACAUCAUCACCAGGAAAAAAAAAACAGCCUUGAGAAUAUGAUUAAUCAUCUUUGUAGUCUCUGAAAGCAUUCCUAAUGAGAGAACAAAGUGUUUAAUAAUUAAUAUGAGGCUUCAGACGCUAUACUGAUGUGGCAUCGCCAAACCAGAAUUUUGAAACGCUUUGUUCUCUCAUAAGAACUAUAUUUAAAAGCUAUAUGCAUAAUAGGUCGAGUUCUAAUGGAUGUUUUUACAGUUGAGGAUGCAUAAUACUAAUCUAAAAUAUCCCUGAAAUUAUUAAAAUACCCUUGAAAAUCUUAAAACUUCCACUAUGAAAAAUAGAGAUAAGGCGCCGAAACAUUAAACUGAACAGUCCUUGCUGGUGUUGUAGUAUUAGUUGUUGUAAUAGUAGUUCUUCUAAGUCUUUUGUCCCUUUUUUUUUUCAUGUUUCCCCUCUUUACCUCUUUUGUGUGUGUGUGUGUGUGUGUGUGUGUGUGUGUGUGUGUGUGUGUGUGUGAUGAAUGAUGAUUUCUUUAUGUUAUUGCUUUAUUCCGAAGCUACUGUAUAUAGCCAAAAUUCUAAAAAGUUAAUGUAUAAUGUAUAAUCUGGAUUCUACAUAGCUUCCGUGAAUCUGCGCCGAUCUCUCUCUCUCUCUCUCUCUCUCUCUCUCUCUCUGGUAAAGAUUAUCAGGGAGAACAAAGGGCACGACUCAAGGCUGUCUGCUCCUCAAGUGUCCAUCCCUCGUGGGCCAGGUGACUCGAGGCCCGGGUGGCAGGGGUGGAGUCCUCCGGGGGUGGUCCUAGAGGCGGGGCGGCGGAAUGACAAUGUAACGCGUGUCGCUGCGUCGCGGAAUGUAAAUGGAAAACGUGAUUAGGUAUGGCGAGUGUCCGGGCGACGACGCAGGUGUGUGGGCAGGUGUGGGGCGGCGAGGUGACGCUUGACCCCGCACGACCCUUGGCCAGCCCGCACGAUCGCUUCCCGCCACCCUCUGCCAUGUCAAGUGGUCCUCGCGAGGUGUUUGAUGUGCGGGUGAGAUGAUCGUGAUGGAUGAGAGAAGAGAGAUGGAGGGGCAGGAACAGAAGCAGUCUCCCAAUGUGUCCAGCAGUGUUGUGUGUGUGGGAGAGGAGUUCCCUUCCCAGGAGUGUGUUGCUAUUAGUAUGGAACUGCAAGCUGACCACAACACCAUGACGAGCACCAUCACCUCCACCACCUCCGCAAGCAACGCAAUCUCCUCCGCCAAGCCUCUGAGGACCUGCAGGGUGUGUGGGGACAAGGCCAAGAGUAUGCAUUUUGGAGGCCUGUCCUGUGACUCCUGUAAGGCCUUCUUCAGGAGAGCAGUUCAUAAUGACACCUACACCAACUUCACCUGUCCAUAUGAUGGCACCUGUGUCAUCAACAUCACCUCCAGGAAGUGUUGCCAGUACUGCAGAUACCAGAAGUGCCUGAGUAUUGGCAUGGAGCGUUCCUGGGUGAUGUCUGAGGAGGACCGCCACCAGAUGAUGAGGCAGCGAGCCGAGAGGAAGGCCAAGGCUGCAGAACAGGACACCACCAGGAGGACACUGAAGGCUGGCAGGAGAGAGCUGGUGCCCUUUGAACCUGAUCCAAACACUAUGCUGAGUUAUAUGAGUGCUGCUGAGUGGGAAGAGCUGGAGCAAGCAGUGAGGAACUACCGUCAGGCGUACACUGCUGUCCCUCACAGCCAGUCUGUGGAAGGCUGGGAGGGCAAGGGAACAAGCCUGCAUAUCGUCAGCAUGUUCUCCACAGUAGUGCGUCGCUUUGCUCACUUUGCAAGACUCUUUCCAGAGUUUUCUGAGCUGCCAUCUGAGGACCAGAGUCGGCUGCUCCGUUAUGGCAUCCUGGAAAUGUCCCUUAUUCGUGGUAUUCAAAGUCUCCACACCAACAAUGACCGCUGGCCCCCCAUUCCUCACCCACCACCACCACCACCACUGCCACCACCAAUGCCACCACCUCCACCACCACACAGCACUGCCACCACCACCUCCCGAGCUGCCCCACAGGACACAAAGCAGGUGGUUUCCUGUGAGCUGUAUGAGAUGCAUAUGAAGUUUGUACAAAGUAUGAGGGAGCUUGGUGUGGAUGAACCAGUGCUGCUGCUGCUCCUGCUGGUGGUACUCUUCAGCAGCGACAGGCCAGGACUACAGACCGCUGCUGCUGUUGCUGUACAGACCCGACAGGACCACUACCUCCUUCUCCUUAGGAAGUACCUCAACUGGCGUCACGGCCCCAAUAACGCCCCCAUCUUGUACCCACGUCUGCUUCUCAAACUCACAGACCUGCGGGAGCUGAAUGACCAACACACAGAGUAUCACCUAAGGAUGGCACGGCAGGAGGUGAGACAGAGGCAGGGGAGGAGAAGUGUGCAGGAUGUAGAAUAAGACUUGAGAGGAGAGAUGGAGAGAUUGUUGAGAUACAGACUCAACUUGGCUGCAUGAACCUGAACCCAUAUGCUGAGUGGCCUGGCCUCAUCCCAUCACACAGGACCUCCCCAGCUCCUCACACAGACACCCAAAGAUCCUUACAGGAGGAG